AUGUACGAUCGCGUACGACAAGAUUUUGCCGAUGCUCUUCUAGGUUCUCGAGAGAGCGAUCGAUCUCAACUGCUGGAUCUCAAGACGGGCCUAGCAGCAUGGUUCAGCGCAUCUUGUCAAGGAAGAGCUGACAGCGCUAGAGCCGAGCAAGAAGUCAGAGGGGGUGUGGGACUGUUGGGAAGGGAUGAAGGGGCGCACGAAGGUCAAGAAGUGGGUGGAGCAACAGGAGGAGAAGCGUUGGAUCAGGAAGAUAUCGAUGCUUGGAACAGAGAAGCCAGGACUUGGCAGCUCAUCGCUAGGCUGUACCAGUGAGUACUUGUGAUGGUAAGUUGGCGCACAUGGACGAGCUUGGCACUGAUCCCACACACACGUGCCGCUGCUCAGCGAUCGCUUGUCGAGACAGCCAGCUGCCGAGCUGCAAGCUUCUCAAGGCUCCAGCUCCCAUCCCUACGAAACGCCGCUCAGCUCGGUGCAGAGACUCUUGGCCCAGAGUCCCGGUCUCGCAGAGCUCGAGGUGCGUCCCGAUCGCAGGGAUCUUCAUUCUCCUCGAUCUGGAAUUGGCGCUAAUCCACUCACCCAUCACCUUGCACCCACGUGCAGCUCGUCCGAACCUGGCUCUCCGAAUACCUGGGCGAGUCCGUGUCGGUAGUGGAGGUGCGCAAGGGCUACAGGCCAUACACGCGGAACAAGAUUCGCUCAGAAAAGCGCACAGGAUCGAACAAACCAGCUUCGCGUUUGAACAAAGAAAAGAUCGAGAUUUUGCGCACACAAAGCUUGGAUCCCGAUGCCCCUCAAGAAGUUCGAGAGGAUGCGACGUACGAAAAAGCGUUGACUCGAGCGCUGUUCGAAUAUGUCAGAGCUGGAAGACUCUUGGAGGCGCUGGAUUUGACCAGACAAGCGGAUCAACCUUGGAGAGCUGCCAGUUUGCGAGGUGCGAUACUGCAUUGGCGACCUGGUUGCGGCAACGACGAAGAAGCGCUGGACGAGCCAGAGGAAGCUACUGGAAAUCGCAAUCGCUUGUUGUGGAAGGCGGUUUGUCGCACUUUGGCUUCCAAGAGCGGCAUAGAAGAGCACGAAAGAGCGCUGUACGGCGCGCUUAGCGGCGACUUGCAAUCUGUGCUGGCCGUUUCUAGCAGCUGGGAAGCGCAUCUGUGGGCUUAUGUCAACGCUAGAUUGGAGGCGGCCGUCGACAAGGGACUGAAUGCACGGGCAGGCUGGUGGAGCCAAGACGCUACAGACACGUUUCCUGAAGCGUGCGGUCAAGUUGGGGCUGUGAAGCUCAACGAACUCGUCGUUCCCGACGCUCUCGCCAUCAUUCGACGAGCCAACACGACGGAGACGAUGGGAUCAGCAGACAAGGGCGAGAUCAAUCGAGAAUUGAAACAAAUCUUCGAGGUACUCGCCCAGACAGAGUCGCAUGGGGUUCAUGAACAAGCAAACAACCCGUACGCCGUUGUGCAACGAGCAGUCAUCCUGGACAACGUCAACGAGUUCUUGAUGCAUGUGGAGCAGCGUCUGUUGGAUAUGCGCGAAACGGCGGAUCCGAGGAUAUACGCCAGGCUAGUCAGAUUCUUUGCCCACCUCGUCCUCUUUCUGAGGAGAUUGCAGGUGGACAAACCUCCGUCGGACAUGGUGGCCAACUCCAUUUUGCGCGCCUAUGUCGAGGUGCUGGAGGUGGACGGCGCGAAGGAUAGCUUGGUCGCCAUGUACGCUAGCGCUUUGGAACCGGAAAGCGCUACGCAGAGCUAUGCGCAUUUCCUCAAGCUUAUGCCCAUCACCGCAACGGAAGAGGAGCGCAGAGCUGCACUUGCAAGAGCUAGCGAGAACGAUCUCGACGUGGCUGCUGUGGCUCGCAUGACGGUCGCGAUGAUCUUCGAUGAGCUCAUUCCGGUGAGUCUUGUCUCUCCCGCUUAAUGUCGAGCAGCGCUCACUGACGCGGAGAUUGGGAUGUCACUUUCUUUUGGCGUGUCGUGCAGAUGAUGCCGAGCGGCUUGGACCCUGAACAACCGCUUUUGCCUCUCGAAGCGCCCUUGAGCGAGGAGGAGAUUUGUCUCAUUCGCGCUAUCGACUGGCUCACGUACGACGAGUCCACUUCGGAGGAUGUCAUUUUGCAGAGCAACUUGUUACUCAGGCUCUUUUUGGUCUCUGGUAAGGUUAAUGCGGCUCGUCAAGUGCUCGAACAUGUGCCUGAGCACGCUCUCUUCGUCUUGGACGAUGCGCAAGUGGCCGAGGACGAGAAGACGGAGCAUCUGCAUUGGAAGACAUUUUUCGAAGCGUACGAAGCUCACGUCCGGUUCAGCGAGGUUUGGAACAAACGGACAACGACGAUGGGGUCGGAUCAUGCGCGACAGACUUCGAGGCACGCUUUCGUCCACGCGCUCUAUGAAAUCGUCGAGAUGGCGCAGGAAAAAAUGGAAGAGGUGUUGCAGAUGGAUUGGCUAAAGAUUCAGGUGGUGCUCGUCGAUGUUCAGGCUGAACGCAGAGCAUUGGAAUUGACUCGCAUACGCAAGAUUUACAUUCCGGAGCUCAUCUUUAGGCUACACUUUAUGCUCCUGGACUCUUCCGAGUUCAUUCCUGGGUACGUACCAGUAUCGCCUCUUGGCGCUUUGCACGCCAUGGCAGGAGAGAAAGCUGACUCCAUGACUCGCACCAUCGGACCAACUCUUGUAUCUUCGCACUCAGCAAUCUUGCGAUUGCCCUGAACUUGCCAAACUUGGUGGCAGAUGAGAAGCACAAGCUUUACUUGGACUUUAUCUCCAUGCACGGUAAUUCGCUCAAGCAGUACCUUGCCUUUGUCCGACAAGCGCACCUAGAAUCUUUCGAUCGACUAGGCACCGACUCGUUCAAGGCUGCCGCAUCCGCUCCUACUUUGUCAGGCGCAUCUUGA
Molecule: messenger RNA, 2887 nt
Organism: Ceraceosorus bombacis
Lineage: Eukaryota; Fungi; Basidiomycota; Exobasidiomycetes; Ceraceosorales; Ceraceosoraceae
Source: the annotation of a GenBank genome assembly